This is a messenger RNA of Anopheles coluzzii, 2532 nucleotides long. It is a transcript of the gene x16, whose product is annotated as serine/arginine-rich splicing factor 7. The record is from RefSeq and is a predicted model, not a curated record. The transcript is spliced from 3 exons. Gene Ontology annotation, molecular function: zinc ion binding; RNA binding. NCBI's taxonomy places the organism in Eukaryota, Metazoa, Arthropoda, Insecta, Diptera, Culicidae. The coding region runs from base 458 to 1144 and encodes 228 amino acids. Gene Ontology annotation, biological process: mRNA splicing, via spliceosome. Gene Ontology annotation, cellular component: nuclear speck.
UUGCUCUUUGGGUAGCGGCAAGGCAGACAUCUUUUUUGUUUGGUGUGAUAGAACAACGACAUUUGCCGCGUUUCGGUCGAGCGUGUGAAAAAAAGCGAAUUUGGCCAACAUUUUCCGCCCGCCAGCUUCCGAUUAACCUUUACCGCACAAGAAAACACUCCGACCAUCGGUUUGCCGCCCGGAAGUUGCCCAUCAGCAGACAUCUUGUAGCGAAAAUCGGCCCCUCCGAUUUCGGUCUACGCUUGAGGGGGUUUUUCGGCGAGGGAAGCGGUAGCGUCGUCGGCCCGCGGUGAUACCAGAUUAUUGGUCGCUUGGCUCUGCAAAGUAUGUAAACAGUGCUGUUUGCUGACUAUUCUCUUGCCAUCCAAUUCUCCAUACCCGCACCACAACGUACAAUACACGCGCGCCCCGGUCCGUACGGACACCAUCGCACCGUGCCGUCAACGAGCAGUCAAAGAUGUCUCGCUACCCGCACGACGCCAAGGUUUACGUCGGUGAGUUAGGUAACAAUGCCAGCAAGCAGGACAUCGAGGAAGCGUUCGGGUACUACGGGCCGCUGCGCAACGUGUGGGUCGCCCGCAACCCGCCCGGCUUUGCGUUCGUCGAGUUCGAGGAUGCGCGCGACGCGGAGGAUGCGGUGCGCGGGCUGGACGGCCGCACCAUUUCUGGCCGCCGGGCCCGGGUAGAGCUGUCGACGGGACGGGGCGGACGCGGUGGCGGUGGUGGUCGUGGUGGGCCACCGCGCGGCGGCGGCAAGGGUGGCCGGUUCCAGUCCGACGACCGCUGCUACGAGUGUGGCGGCCGGGGCCACUUUGCACGCGAUUGCGCACGUUCCGGGCGCAGGGGACGCAAAAGAUCGCGCAGCCCCCGGUCGCGAUCGCGCGAGCUGCGUACGCGUUCGCGUAGCUACAGCCGUUCCCGCAGCCGCUCCCGGGAUCGUCGCUCGCGGUCGAAGGCAACGCCGAAGCGGGGCGCUGCCGCCAAUAAUCGCUCGCUGAGCCGCGACGUGAGCAAAACGCCCCGGCGCAACGUGUCGCGCAGCCCGUCGCGCAGCAAGUCCCGCUCGAUCAGGCGUUCGCUGUCGCGCUCACAGUCCCGGUCGGUGUCACGAUCGCGCUCCCGCCACCGCAACGGAGAUCACUAGAUGAUGAUGAUGACGAUGACGACGCGGAAGACGUGUGCUGUAGGACGCUAAGGACUUUAACAACAGAGAAAACCAACAAACAAACAAACAUAAUAACAUCAACAGGUGUAGGGGGGUGAUCCUUUUUUGCCUCUGGACGGCUGCUAGCACGGGCGGGGGAAGAAGAGAUAAGGAAAGAUAAACAGGGAAAUAGUAGUGGGGAGGCAGAGAAUCCGUAUCCUUCAUAACAACAAACGUCUAAUCGCCUACCCGUGUGCAGCAGCAGCGGUUGGGGUGGCGGUUGAGAUGCGGACCAAAUGUUUACAUGAUACUCACAAGGACGAAAGGACAGUCAGGAAGAGAUUAAGAGAGAGAGAGAGGGAAAGGAUGAAAUUGGAAGGAAUUGCAAUUAGUACGUACUUUCAGACCACCGAGCAAAGAAGUCGUAACAAGCAGCAGCAGCAGCAGAAAACACAGGACGAGAGGAGUAGAAUUUUUCAUCCGUAAUACAAAACAAACAACCCCCCUGCUCUCUCCUUCUAUUGUAAAACAGGGCCACAAACAGCGUGUAGGUGUGUGUGUGUGCGUGUUUGUGUAACCAUAUUUGAACCAAACCGCGUGUUCCAACCGCCUGAAAGGAAGGAAUAUCUCUUUCAUCAUACUAAUCGAUACACGAGCAUAAUUACACCGGCGUGUGUGUUUGUGUUUGUGGGCAAAAAGGGCUAAAACACACACACACACACACAUUCUCUUUAGAUACAAGUAAUUAGGUACAGGUAGUGUGUGGAAGGUUUUUUGCAUUUGCUUUCAUUUUUCUCGGACAUUCGCGUCAAGCUCUAGACCGCGACAGUUGUAGAUUUUUAUGUACUAGAAUGAGAUACCGGGGAGAAAGGAGGGAGACAGAGUAAACCUUUUGUGACACCUUAGCAGCAAUAAUACAUACGGACGAUUCAAGUGGUGGCAACCGAACGCGCGUGUCGUAAGCAGCAAAGCACCUCUUUCCCCCCAUAACGGUCGCCCUUUAGUGUUUUUAAGCGUAAAUCAUACAAUUUUUUUCAUCCAUUUUCGCAAACCAGUAUACUACUUGAGAGAGGUAGGGAGGGAGAAGGGUAAGCAGAGAGUGUAGGCCAUUUAAUUGACACCGAAUGAUUAUACUUUUUAAAUACAAAACCUCUUAACACCACCACCACCAUCACCAAUCUUUACAAGCAAACUUGAUUCUCACAGCAGCAAACAAACAGUACAACCGGUGACGACAGUUGAUGUAUUUUCCUUUUGUUUUAUGAUUUGUAAUAAUUACAUUGUAUGUGUCUUUUUUUUUCUUCACUUCUCUCAUUUGUCUCGUGGCGAUUAGAUAAGUGUUAAGCAAAGAGUGUAUGUGAAUAAAUUAAAACAAACAAAAACAUCGA